This is a messenger RNA of Symbiodinium natans, 8349 nucleotides long. NCBI's taxonomy places the organism in Eukaryota, Dinophyceae, Suessiales, Symbiodiniaceae. The record is from the annotation of a GenBank genome assembly.
AUGGCUGCUGCUAGCGAGCCCUCGGGGCAAGUUCAUGAUGAUGUCCUGGACGGCCAGCCGCCGCCGGGAUUCGAAAGUGAAGAUAGGCGUUCAGACGCCCCGGAAAGGCCACCUGAACCUUCGUUCAGGUACAGCAGUCGGAAAGACGAUAGUGAGACUGGUUCCAGCCGAGACACCGGAGCCAACGGCGACCCCGCCGACCGCAUUCGCAGCAACACCACCCCUUCCGAGUGGGACGACUCCAGAUGGGGCUGGGGACGAAGCCAGGAGACUCACUCUUGGGGAGAAGAGUGGGAAAGGCCUGGCGAACAGCAGAGUCGCCAGACAGACGCAUGGGGACGACGAGCAAGCUGGGAGACCGGCAUUAGCUUCAACAGUGGUGGCGAUGAUCGCCAAGCCUGGCGACCCGAAGAUCCCUGGUCCCAGGGACGAGACCCCUGGUCAACCGGGAAGAAUGAUGGCUGGCAUGGAUGGGCUGCCGACGAUGGGGCAUGGCGAGUACCCCGAGCCGAUCCCCAGGCAGAUGGCCGAGCUGGACACGGGCGAGGAAACGAUCAUGCUGAAGACCAACGAGGACAAUGGGUGAGCUGGAAGGCCGACUGCGGCCGCCCGACAUGGCCUGGGGACUUCGAUGCUGGGUUCCGGGCAUACGAAGAGCGAGGCGGUGGACACCGCCCCGCCGGCCGUGCCUCCGAGAAGUUGAACGUUCCCUCGUUCACCGGAGAGGACAUCGAGGACUUGGGGGGAUCGGCGAGAUCGUAUCUUCGACAAGUGGAAGCGUGGAGGAGAAUGACAUACUUAUCCACCUCACAGCAAGGCUUGGUGCUGUACCAGAACCUCGGGGGCAAAGCUUGGAUCGCGGCCGAGGAGCUGUCGGUCAAGACCCUCGCCUCCGACAAAGGCGUCGACUACCUGAUCGCCUGGAUCAAUGCCCGCUUCUUGGACCUGGAGGUGGCGAGGAUUGGUCGGGCCUUCUCCGACUUCUUCAGGCGCCUUCGCAGGAAGCCCAACCAGACGAUCAGGGAGUACAACACCGAGUACGACAGGCUGCACGCGAGGCUGAGGGAGGUCGGGUGCUCUUUGCCGGAGGAGUGUGCCGCCUGGCUGUACCUGGACAGGAUGCAGCUCGAGGAGGCUCAGGAGCUGAACCUGUUGGCAAGUGUGGGAAAUUGCUACAGUCUCCAUCGCCUUCAACAAGCAGCAGUGCUCCAUGACAGGGGGCAGAGGAAGCCAUGGGAAGGAAACCGACCCCGGAAACCUCACUCUGCCCACAUCACCGACAACGCCGACGGUGGCCUUGGAGACGAUGGUUCCCGCAGCGGCAGCGAGCUUGAAGACGGGGUCCCAGAGGAUGUCGCCAUCGCCUAUGCCACCUACCAGAGCGCCAAGGAGAAGUAUAAGGAGCAGACGAAGGCCAGAGGAUAUCAAGGCGACCGUGGAGAGAAGAGCAAGCAGAAAGGAGGGGACAUGUCUCGCGAAGAGAAGGUCAAGCUGAUGAAGAGUCGUUCCUUCUGCUCGUCUUGUGGGAAGAAAGGACAUUGGCAUCGAGAUCCCGAAUGUCCUAACCAUGGUCGUGGAGUUCGUGAAGUUGAAGUGUGCCACCAUGUACCUGCCGAGGUGUUCGCCUUGAAGUAUGAAGGGACAGGCCUCGUUGGGAUCACGGACACGGCGUGUGCGAAGUCGGUGGCAGGAACGAGCUGGCUUCAGGCCUACAGCGACCAGAUCGAGAAGAUCCAUAAGAAGCCAGAGCUCGUCAGAGAGUCAGAGGCCUUUCGGUUCGGCACUGGGAAGAUCCACCACUCGUCCUUCCAUGUCGUGAUCAGCUUUAAGCUUGGUGCGAAGGUGGUGGAGCUGAAGACCUCUAUCAUCAAUGGAGACGUACCGCUCCUUUUGUCAAAAGGGGCACUUGCCCAAAUGGGCAUGGUGUUUGACGUGGCCGCCAAUUGCGCGGAUUUCGGGGCUGUUGGGCUGAAGGCCUUCGAGCUCAUCACCACAUCAUCGGGACAUCCGGCUAUCCCGAUCGUUCCGGCCAGUCCAGCUCAAUCGGCUGUCAGGCUGGUCAUUUCCGACCACGAUCCUUCUAGCAAUGGGCAAUACACGGCUUUUGCGGUUUCUGCUUUUAGCACUCUUCGUCCAAAGCCUGACCCCACUACAACUUCAGAUUCGGUGCAGUGCUUUCCCACCGAUAGCAAGGUCCAGCAGUACAGAAUCUUCUAUGACAAGAAGCUUAGUACGGAGGUAAAGGAGCUCCUUACCCAAGAUCGCCUACCAGCACAGUCCUUUAUCGCAUGGUGGGGGCAAACGAAGAUCACUUCGGAUUUCUGGUUGGAAGGGGAGUUUGCUUGGCACAGGAUGAUGCAUCGGAAGCUUCUUUCCCGCUGCUCUGGGUUGGCCGAAGUACUUUUGCCAAGCAUAGCAUGCCACGCCCUCUUGCCUCUGAUCCGCAUCGUGAUGAACGCUCCAUGUCCCCCUACGAGUCGGCCGCCGGCGAUCAACAAGAUGUCGAAGACCCAACUUCUUGCCGAGUGCAAUCGACUGGGACUGGUGGUGCAUCACGGAUGGAGUUGCCCGGAGAUCAAAGCGGUGAUCAUGGAGGACAGGAUGAACAAAGCCGAGUCGGAGCCGGGCUACAUCAUGAAGUCCAUCGCCAAGCUCAACCUGCCCGAACUCAAGCAGAAGGCCGACUCCCUGAACGUGCAGUACCCCAGCAAUGUGACGAAGGGAGCCCUUCUAAGACUGGUGCGCGAGUCCCUCAACACCCCAGCGACGGAGCUCAUGCAGAUCGGGAAGUUCCGGGGCUACGAGUUCGGGGAGAUCCCGGACAGCUACGGGAGUUGGGCGCUAAAGGAGAUCAAGAUGAGCUCCAAUGCACAUCCGGAGCUCGUCCGCUAUGCACGAUGGUGGGAGGAGAACCAGAAGAAGCGGUACUCCGGGAGAAGUAAGACCUCCGUGCAGAUUGGCGGCUGUUGCGGCCGCGAUGAUCCGACUACCCACAGUGGACACUUCAUCUCCCAAGAGGACCUUCGCAGAGGGUUGGAGAAACAGUCCAUAAACUAUGCCUGCCAGGCCGCCAAUGCCCACGAAGCAGAUGCCUUUGAGGGAGCCCUCGCGGAGGGCGACUUCUCCUUCGUGAAACUCAAGCAGCUCCUCCGAGGCAUCGGGAUAUCCGAGAAGAACAAUGGCAGGCCCGGCCUGCAUGGGCAUGAAGGUGUUCCCAUGAAGUACCACACCUUUGGGCUGUUCAGUCAUGGUGGAGUGUUCGGAGUGACCAACAACACGAAGAAUUACAGCAGCGUCGUGAAGUAUGUGAAUGCCUUUGGCAGACACCACCUCGGGCCGAAAGCCGAGUGGACGUCGGUGACCCUUACUCACGAUGCCGGAGCCGAGGUGCAUCACGACUACAACAACCUGCGCGACACCAGCAGCUAUGUCGUAUCGUUGGGACAAGACGCUGGAGGGGGCUUGUGGGUGGAAGACCGAAAGGUCAAAGAGGAGGACAUUGAGCAUGGGACGGUCAAAUGGCGACGACUACCUAACGGACGAUGGCUCCCCGGGCGGAUCGUCGACACCAAGGAGAACUUCUACGAGCUGGACCCCUUCCUCAAGCAUGCAGUUGAGCCGUGGACUGGGACGAGAUGGUCGCUAGUCUUCCACACCACCAGGAACUUCGUCAAGAUCGGCCGAGAACUCCGGUCGUUCCUUAAGGGGUGUGGUUUUCCCCUUCCCGGGCGAGUGAACUCAACCCACAAGACCGACCUCGUUAUCGAUGAUGAGAAGAGCAAGAAGCCCGGAAAGGUGACCCGGCGAACAAUCUUCAACAAUGCGGCGAAGAUCAGUGUCAUGAUUGCGACCCUCAUCUCGGCAGCUACCUCCUACAUGGCCACCUACACAUUGCCCGAGGUAGAGGCGGCCCCCAUUGUGAUCUUUGAGAUCGGAAGCACCGAGGCCACCGAAGAGGCGGUUGCCCUUGGCAAGGAUGUAUUCGAACCUAUGGAUUGGGAGACGUUCGCUUCACCAGAAGGGAAGGGCACCGCGCAUCACAUCAUCCACGGGGCUUCUCCGAAGGAGCUCAAGGUCGCAUUGGGUGGGAAGCCAGACAGCUGCAAUGAGGCACUCCUCGAGUUGAUCGAGCAACAACUUCAUGAAGGCGGGGCAGUCGUCGUCGAAGGCGAAACGUCCGACUCUCUGUUCCUGGACGAGAAGUUCCAGGGGAUUCUUGAGAACCACACCCAGUAUGUAACCCAAUCGGACUUGGCGAAGCAGGUGGUGAUGUACAAGUCUCGACCAGACCGACUACCUGUGCGUGGACAAAACAGAGUGCAUCAUGUAUGUGCAGUUGAGCAAGUACAGCAGCACCGGCAAGGAAGAGACGAGGUCGUCAUGGAUGGAAGCGGCAUCGUCUUCGGGGAAGGCACCCCGCCGAGAGUGGCAUCGGCCCUUAGGAGAUUGCACCAGAAUUUGGGUCAUCCUCGUCAGGCUGAUCUCAUCCGACACCUUCGCCUAGCGGGUUGCGACAACGAGAUUCUCAAAGGGGCUAGGUCCCUCAGAUGCCAGGUCUGCGACGCCAAUGUCGCCCCGCGAAUUGCUCGCCCGAGCGUGGUCCCGCAGCUGUGCGACUGGAACGACACGGUUGGGGUAGACAUUUUCUAUGCUCAUGACAUCGACGACAAGAAGCACACCUUUCUGUCCGUCGUCGAUUACGGAACCACACUUCAUCAGGUCGUCCGUGUCGAUGGCCAGUCUUCCGACGAUAUCGAGGGCAAGUUCAACGAGCUGUGGAUACUGCCCUUUGGUCCUCCUAAGGUGGUCGUUGCCGACCUAGACGGGGGGGUCCAAGGGGCGAUCGGCCGGCUUUGUGAGUGGCACAACAUUGGCAUGAGGAGCAUCGCCGCGCAGAGUCAUUGGCAAGCUGGCAUGGUGGAACGACAACAGGCCUGGUGGAAGAAUAUCUGGGAGAAGCUCGUGUACCAGCUUAGCAUCGGCGAGGAAGAAGUCGACAUAGCAGUCCCCAUCGUCAAUGGAGCAAAGAACGACCUCCGGCGUCGAUGUGGACAUAGUCCAUCGCAAUGGGUGUUCGGACGAGCUCCUCGACUACCCGAAGACUUGCAAGACCCCGACGGCGGUAACUUCGUCACCUGGGAUGUUAGCGAGGAUUCGAGGUUCCAGAGGCAGUCCGCUAUGCGGGCGGCAGCUCGUGUGGCUUUCCAUCAAAGCCAAGUGGACAGCAGGCUCAGGAAGGCUCUCUUGCAAAGAACUCGCACGACGCCCCGCCCCAUCGAGAUCGGAGAGAGUGUUCACUUCUGGCACAAACCCAAGAAUCGUCGCCGAGGACAAUGGACUGGGCCAGCAGUGGUUGUUGGCAAAGAGGGCAACAACUACUGGAUCUCCAACAAUGGGAGGGCACAGCAGGAAGUCGAGAAGCUCCUCGAGUACGACCCAGAUGGAGAUGAGGCCUUUGAGGAUGACGAUGACCUCAUAUCCGACUACGUGCCCGACGACCUCGAAAUGGCAGACCCCGACGACGAAGGCCCUGUUCUCGAACCUGGUUUGGAAGAACAACCGUCGCCCUUGCCAAGUAGGAGGCUCAAGCGAAAGACCGCAGUUGCCGAGCUCGAGACCGCUGAGCACGAAGCCAUGAUGUUGAGAAGCGACCUCACUCGAAGGGGCGUUGAGAAGCGAAAGGAGAAGGAGCUCAAGUGGAACGAAAUCCCACAAGAGGUACACGACAAGUUCCUUCACGCAGAAAGAGUCCAGUGGGAGGAGCACUUGAGCUAUGAUGCACUACAACCACUGACGACAGCAGAAAGUGAGCGAGCCAGGCAGCAAGUGCCGGCGGAAAGAAUCCUUCGGUGCCGAUGGGCCUACAAGGACAAGAACUACUCCAAGCGAAGGGAAGGGGGCGGAGACAUUCCCUGGAAGUGCAAGUCAAGGCUAGUUAUAGCCGGCCACACAGACCCAGACCUUGGAUCCGAGUUCUUGUCUACCGACGCCCCUACCCUGUCGCGAUGUGGCCUGGCUUGCUUACUUCAAUUGGCAGCCUGUGGACUUGGAGACAGCGAUCCGUGGUCGCUUUCUGCAGGUGACAUCAAGUGUGCCUUCCUCACCGGCAGCUAUCUCACAAGGGAGCUCUACAUGCACCAGCCGAAGACAGGGUUCCCCGGAAUGCUGCCGGGACAGCUGGUGAAGAUCAAGAAGAAUGUGUUUGGCCUCGCCACUAGUCCUCACGAGUGGUGGGGAGACCUACAGGAAGGGUUCAAGGGGUGCUCCAUCGUCGACGAAGCCGGCAGGGAGUUGCGCUUCGACCAAUGCGCUCUCGAUCCUUGCAUCUUUGUGCUGAGGGAAUGGAAAGACGGACACUUUACUGGCCCUCCCGCUGCAUACGUUGGUUGCCAUGUCGACGAUCUACUGGUAGUCGCACCGAGAUCCCUGAAGAAGAAGAUCGAAGAAGCUCUAUCGGCAGCGUUUCCCAUAGACAGCUGGGAAGAAGACGCCUUCGAAUUCUUGGGGGCCCUCAUCACCGUGCACUCCGACAAGGUGACGGUCUCACAGGAAAAGUAUGCUGCCACCAGACUCUUCAAUCUGGAUAUCCCCAUCAAGGCGAAGGACGAAGACGAGGCCGAUAAGGAGCUCCAAUCGGACAACAGAUCGCUGAUUGGAGCCCUCUCCUGGCUCUCUGCCCAGAGUCGCCCGGACUUGACAUGCUCAGUCAGCAUGGCGCAACAAUUGCAGAAAUCCCCGACGAUUGGAGACCUCCGGUUCACCAAUGCCAUCGCAGCAAAGGCUCAGCAGUUCAAGCAGCACGGGCUCAUCUUCAAGCCCAUUCAGAGAGACAGGAUGAUGUUCGUGGUCUUUCACGAUGCUGCUUGGGCGAACGUUCUGGAGUUUGACCCCCAGGAGGAUUACUACGUGCUCACCGCCGAGGACAAUCUUGCCGGGCUUCAGGACGAGGGGCCCUACAAGAACAAAGAAGAGGGGCGAAAGGCUAAGAAAGGCAACUCUCGGGUAGCCUCUCAGAUCGGAGUCCUGGUCACCUUCGUCGAUAAGGGGUCCCUCAACGGCAACCCCGGGAACUUCAGCAUAGCCGACUGGAAGUCAAGGGCAGGUCAGAGGGCCUGUGCAGAGGGGCUUGAGACGGGCCAGUACAUUCGCUCGAUGUGGGAAUCGCUCAUCUCUGGCGAGUUGGUCACCGUCGAGAACGCCAUCACCCCGAUCCUCUGCCUGAGCGAUUGUAGGUCCCUGUAUGAUCACUUGAACAAGCAAGGGGUACCUCGUGUCCCAACCGACAAGAGGUUGGCUGUAGAUCUAGCUGCCCUUAGGCAGGCCCUGAGAUCCGAGAUGUGGAGCGAAGAUCUGCCGAUAGGGUGGAUCCCCGGGAGUACCCAGAAGGGAGAUAUCCUCACGAAGCCGCAGAGUCCCGCCGAAUGGUGGGAAGGCAUGCAACAACCACUCGUUUUGCCUUUGGCGCAUGGGCGAGGGGGGGCUCUGAUCGGCAACAGGCCGAAGAAGACCGAAGGCAUUUGGUCCGAAUGGAAGAGAAAAGGGCGCCACGCCUCCCAUCCGAGGGUCGAGGCCAUGGGGCGCCGCGGCUUUGACAAUCGCAACAACAAGCAUGUCAUGGAGCUGCUCGUCCCAAGUCACCUCGUGCUGCUGCAGCCUGGGGAAUCCAAGAGGAUCAACUUGCACUACGGCGGCCACGAGAGCUUUGAGGUCCCAGGCUUUUGGUCCAGUGGCGAUGCUGCCGGGGUGUCGCUCUGCACAGCUCCGCCGCUCAAUCUUGUGGGGCAGCUGGCGGAUCUCAACUGUGUCGAGCACCUGAAGGCCCGGGCGUUCUUGGCUGGCGACGAUGUGUCCAACAUGGGCACCAUGACGGAUGCUCCCCCGAGGAAAAAGAAGGGUGAUGCUGCCGAGCAAAACUGGGACAUCUUGUCGGCUUCACUCACUGAUCCCAGCCGUUACCGAGUGGAUGCGGCCAACAAGAAGGACGUGUCUCGCCUCCUGGCUGUUGCUUUCAGCACGGGCGGUGUUCCGAGUAACUUUGCGGAGAACUACCACUUCAAGUUGGCCAUGAAGACUUUGCAGGAGAUGCUUGUGGGCUCUGCGCCAUGGAAACCACCUGGACGCAAGGAUCUCGCCAAGAUGCGCCCGCUGGAGUCUGCUGCAGCAGUCCACGACACGUCUGUUUGGAUGGCUUCCGUUCGACACUUGACUUUGGCCGUCGAUGGCCGCAAGAUGGCCGAGGGCAGGUUCAAGGAGUCGAUGCUGAACACUGCUGUGGCGCUCUCAGUUGCUGGCCUUGAAGCGCAGUUUUGGCUGCUUGAACUUACCUGGAAGGCAGUUUGGGCUACCUAA